UCUUAGGGAUACGUGAGUCGACAGGCGCUGUACGCGUGCCAGACGUGCCCAUUGGUGGCCACGAGUGCCGCCGAAGCCGAGAAUGGGUGUCCCCCGCGCGCCGCCAUAUGCCUCGCCUGUAGCUACCGGUGCCACGACGGCCACGAUCUCGUGGAACUGUACACUAAACGCAACUUCCGGUGCGAUUGCGGUAACGAUAAGUUCGGCCAAAAUGAGUGCAAACUAUAUUCGAAAUCGGGUGUCAAUGACCGCAACCAAUACAACCACAACUUCGACGGCGUGUACUGCGAGUGUCGGCGCCCUUACCCCGACCCGGACGACGAGGUGGACGACCAAAUGAUUCAGUGCGUGGUGUGCGAGGACUGGUAUCACGGAAGGGGUAAGGAGACCAAGAUGUUGUUCUGUUACGGUCAAAAACUUCGCAUCGAAAUGAAUGACUCGAACGCAGACAUCGAUGUCUCGUCCACUGAACCCAAUGCUGAUCCAAAUGUGUCGACAAAAAGCGAGUCAUCGGUGGCUAAGGAGGCCGUCGACAGCGGUAUCGAAAACUCGUGCGAUUCGGUGGCCGACUCUUCGGGCGCCGGAAAGCUUAACGAAUGCAAACUCAAGGCAUUGAAGUCGGGAGCGGAUGGCGCGGACCCACCGACCGGUCAGUUGUCGGCCACCUAUUGGCCAAUGGAAUGGCGCCGACAGCUCUGCAAAUGCAAGGCCUGUCUGAGUGUCUACGCGGACAACAAAUGCCAGUUCUUGACGGACGACAAGGAUAUGGUUCACUACUACGAGAAGGAGGGCAUGACGUCGAACACCCGGUUCUUGACGGACGACAAGGAUAUGGUUCACUACUACGAGAAGGAGGGCAUGACGUCGAACACCCGGGUCAGCGACUACGACAAGGGGCUGUCCGAGUUGGGCAAAAUGGACAGGGUGCAACAAAUCGAGUACAUUAGCGGUUACAACGAUUUGCAGACAUCUCUCAAAGAAUAUCUUCGAGGGUUCGCCGAAUCCAAGAGAACGGUCACCGAAGACGACAUCAAAGAGUUCUUCGAGCAGAUGAGCGCUCGUAAGCGACAGAAACUGGAUAUGCCUUACAAUUGCAAAUGA
Molecule: messenger RNA, 1101 nt
Organism: Oppiella nova
Lineage: Eukaryota; Metazoa; Arthropoda; Arachnida; Sarcoptiformes; Oppiidae
Source: the annotation of a GenBank genome assembly